Molecule: messenger RNA, 2171 nt
Organism: Coffea arabica (coffee)
Lineage: Eukaryota; Viridiplantae; Streptophyta; Magnoliopsida; Gentianales; Rubiaceae
Product: LEAF RUST 10 DISEASE-RESISTANCE proteinUS RECEPTOR-LIKE PROTEIN KINASE-like 2.1
Biological process (GO): protein phosphorylation
Molecular function (GO): ATP binding; protein kinase activity
Source: RefSeq, a predicted model, not a curated record
AUGCUCCAACUUCAGAUUUUGGUAGUUUUGUUGUCCCUAUUCUUGAUUUACUUCUUGGUGUCCGGGUUCUCAUUUUAUUCUUUUAUAGAUGACCAUUGUCAAGUACAUGUUGAUUAUUUAUUCAAUUCCAAAAACACCAGCUGUUACCAUAGUCCAUCCACUUGCCGGGGCACCGACAUCAAUUUAAAGUGCCCGUUUCAAUUUAGAGGUGAUGAUCCCGAUUUGUGCCCUGAACGUCGUGUUGUUGAAUUCUCUUGUGAAAAUAAUCGCACUGUUCUAUCCUUGGAUGGUCAGUAUAACUUUUCUGUGGAGUUGAACAGUAUUGAUUAUGAGCAACAGACACUUCGUAUAUUUGAUCCUGGGGUGCAAAAGAACAACUGUUCUACCCUGCCAGUCUACCCAUUAAGUCCAUACUACUACAACAACUACUAUCAACCUGGUGCGGGUUAUGACAUGGAGAUUGAUCCCGAUGCUGGUUCGUUGGUCUUUGUGAGCUGUAAAAAUCCGGUGAAAUCGAAAAAUCCUCCUCUUUAUGUAGACACUGCUUCCUGUAAUAUAAUCACUGCAAAUCAGUUUUCAAAAAUGAAAGCUCCGUCCAAUUAUUACAGCUAUGUUGUGGUGGGCAAAAAGGUUGUGGCAUCAGAUGUUGAAAAGUCGUGCACCGUCUAUAAGACAGCUCCUGCAGACCUGCGGUGUCUCCCUAAUGUAACAGAUAUUUCGUUUCAAGACAUCCACAAUCUUAUGUCUAAUGGCUAUGAGAUCAGGUGGCUCCCACUCUUGGAGACCAGCAAGAAAUCGGUUUUUUGUCCCCUAGUAGAACCAAUCCUCGACCGCGUUGACGCAUUCGGAACUGGCGUGGGUUUUGCUGUCAAAUUUUUCGCUCUAUUCAUUGCAGCAAAAAGUGUCAUUGGCAUUGCCCUCUUGUCUGCGUUCCUGCUUUAUAGGUGGCAUCGGAGGCAUUUAUCAAGGUAUGAUACAAUAGAAGAUUUCCUGCAAACAAACAGCAGACUCAUGCCCAUUAGGUACUCAUAUAGAGAAAUCAGGACAAUGACGAAAAAUUUUAAAGAAAAACUAGGCGAAGGAGGCUACGGUAUGGUUUACAAAGGCAAAUUGCGCAGUGGAGAUGCUGUUGCUGUCAAAAUGUUGAACAAGUCAAAAGCUAAUGGUCAAGAGUUCAUCAAUGAAGUUGCAACUAUUGGAAGAAUACACCAUGUGAACGUGGUUCGGUUAGUGGGAUUUUGUGUUACUGCCUCAAAACAUGCUCUAGUGUAUGAUUACAUGCCAAAUGGCUCUCUGGAUAAGUUAAUUUUCUCAGACUGUCAAAAUAGUUCUCCAUUGAGUUGGAAACAAGUUUGUGAGAUUGCAAAGGGGGUUGCUCGUGGCAUUGAAUACUUGCAUCAGGGGUGUGAUAUGCAAAUUCUGCAUUUUGAUAUUAAACCGCAUAACGUCUUACUUGAUGAGAACUUUGUUCCAAAAGUUUCAGAUUUUGGACUUGCAAAACUUUACCCAAUGCAAAAGAGUAUUGCAACUCUUACUGCUGUGAGAGGAACAUUAGGUUACAUGGCCCCGGAGUUGUUCUACAAAAGGAUUGGAAGAGUCUCACACAAGGCAGACGUUUACAGCUAUGGAAUGUUACUAAUGGAGAUGGCUGGGAGGAGGAGAAAUGUGGAUGCGCAUGCCGAGCAUUCUAGUCAAAUAUACUUCCCUUCAUGGAUAUAUGACAAAUUCGAUCAGGUGGAGGAAAUGGAAAUCGGAGAUCAUGCAACUGAUGAAGAAAAGACAACUAUAAGAAAAUUGAUUUUGAUUGCCUUGUGGUGCAUACAGAUGACACCUGAGGAUCGUCCUUCAAUGAGAGAAGUCUUAGAAAUGCUUGAAAGUGAUACUAGUGGCCUAAAGUUACCCCCUAAACCGUCGUUUUACCCUUCAGAUUCACCCAUAUCCAUGCAAAGAAGCAGUGAUAGUAGUUCUUCUGACAAGUCAACGGCACCCCUGUGCAGCUCUGUGGCUUUGGAAGUAGAGCAAAUGGAUGACUAAGUAGUACUUUUAGUGACAGCUGUGUGGUGGAUUUGUCCUUCAGUUUAACUUAAUAAUUUCUACAAUUGAGCUCCAGUACAUAUUUUUUUUUCUCUUAAACUAUUAUGUUUUCUAACACAGCGAGCAGUAUAUCUAAG